GUUCGACGCUCCAGCACCAUCCAUUUUCAGAGCUGACAAAAUCGGCAGAUGCCGAUUUCCAUGGCCGCCGUCCUGCUGUCUAUAUUAACCAACUCCUUUUGCAGUAUCUCAAGAGCGUGAACGAUAGGCACGUUAACCGGACGUUUAGUUCAACCCAACGCGCCAGUUGUGUUUACCAAAAAUGGCCCACUUGGCACUCGCCCAUUGAGCGUCCGAAUCCUGUAAAGCGAGUAGGACAUCUCACCCGGCUGAGCUUGUUUCGAACCCAGUACCUCUAA
Molecule: messenger RNA, 278 nt
Organism: Dibothriocephalus latus
Lineage: Eukaryota; Metazoa; Platyhelminthes; Cestoda; Diphyllobothriidea; Diphyllobothriidae
Source: the annotation of a GenBank genome assembly